This is a messenger RNA of Penaeus chinensis, 979 nucleotides long. RefSeq lists its product as uncharacterized. Lineage: Eukaryota; Metazoa; Arthropoda; Malacostraca; Decapoda; Penaeidae. Bases 1 to 585 code for a protein of 194 amino acids. The transcript is spliced from 4 exons. The record is from RefSeq and is a predicted model, not a curated record.
AUGGGGUGCCAGGGCGGGGCGUGGGUCAGGUGGGCGGGAAGUGUGACGCCUGAGAGGGACUGCGGGCGUCGGCGGGAAGUAUAUAACGUAGCGGAGGCUGGCUGGCGGAGCAUUGACCACCUCGCCGCCGCCACAACCUUCAUAUCCAUCUCCUGUCGCGCCAGCACCUACAUACUUCCUCAGAUGCCGUGCCGCGUAGAUGCCUCUUACGUGAGGGUGAUCCUCCUGGCCCUUCUGGCGCUCGCCGCCUGCAUCGCCCCCGCCUCCACCCAGAUCCACUGGAACCGAGGAUGGGGGGCUGGAGGAUCAAUGGGAAAGAGAUCCUCAGCAUCUUCGCCAAUGUCUCCCUCAGCGUCCCUCGGAGUCGAUACUGAAGCCAUGAUGCUGAGCUCAGAAUGCUCCUUUGAUGUAGCUCACGUAUCAAAUCUCCUUGCCAGGAUAAUCGAAAGCGAGGCAUCCAGGCUAGCAGGUUGCGAAGUGCGCGGCCGGUAUCCCGGUCUGUCCCCAGUAAUGGGAGGGGACCAGGACUCCCUCGGACGCCUUCCUUGGUGGUACGCCUCCAGGAAGUCCUCCAAUGAACAGUAACGUCCACAAACCUAUCUACACUUCUUGCUUACCCGCCUCCUGUGCUCCCUCUCUGACCAACAACGAUGAACCGCAGCGGGCGAUCCCUCGGCGCGGCUGCGUCUCUUGUCACAGACCUCUUUGUGUAAGACAUAAGUGGCUGUCAUGUCUCUGCACAACAGGUCACACUUUUAUGACCGCAUACAUUGCUACCGAGAAGAUUAAUUAUUCUAAUGCGAUAUGAGUCUGGAAUAUUUUCAUUACAUUCAUUAUAAUUAAAAGUUAUUUAAUUGCCCUUCCCUUGCCCUGAGCGUAACCUGUUUAACUUGCUGUAUGCGAGAAGUUACGGUUAUUGGCAAUAUGUAUAUUACAGAGAUGUUUGAAUAAAAACAGUAUUAUAAAGAUUCAGUCAACU